Messenger RNA from Uncinocarpus reesii 1704, 2568 nucleotides. RefSeq lists its product as uncharacterized. Gene Ontology annotation, cellular component: cytoplasm. The transcript has 9 exons. The coding region runs from base 1 to 2568 and encodes 855 amino acids. Gene Ontology annotation, biological process: cellular response to oxidative stress. The record is from RefSeq and is a predicted model, not a curated record. Lineage: Eukaryota; Fungi; Ascomycota; Eurotiomycetes; Onygenales; Onygenaceae. Gene Ontology annotation, molecular function: quinone reductase (NADPH) activity; zinc ion binding.
AUGUCCUUUGGGGGGCGGAUUGGUUCCAAGGAGACACGGAGAGUCAAGGACAAAACGACAAAAAAGAAACAAAACGACCAGAGGCGAGGAUCCGAAAGGGAGGCGUCCAAUAGGGGCUUCAACCAUGCAAUUUCCAACGGUGAUUUUUUUCGCGAGUUAUUCGAGCAUUGCAUUCAGGAGGGAUUCGAUGCCCAUCGCCAUUGGAUUUCUCAUCGUGCCAGAGUCCCAUUCCCCGGCCAAUGCAACGAGAUAUCACAGUGUAGCCAGGCGCAGCUUCAACUGUCCCUGCCACAUGGAAGGCGAGUUGGUGACUUGGCCGCGCGAAAGCACAAUUCUGAUCUCUGCUUCAAGUGCCAGAUUGGCCAGCAAUUGCUUGCCUCCCGAAUUAGGCUGAGCUGGGAUUCACAACAGAAAAAGACACCAGGCCAAUUCCAACGCCCGUUGGAGAACGCACCCAGAAAUCGAUUGGAUAUCGUGAGAGGCAAGUUUCAAAAGCAUCUGGCCCUAGUGAAAACCGGGGAAGCCCUUGCGAUCGCAUCACCAACGGGCGAGCAGGGGAACGGAGCGCCCCGGGUUGACAGCGCAAGAUGUAACGAGUUUGUUCCAUCCCUGGCGCUUCGAUUUGCCCGAUGGCGAUCCCUUGCAGGCGGCAGGCUUGGACGAACGCGAAACAAGGGCAUCUGCCUGCAGUUCGGUUGCUGUUUCAAAACUGCUCUGUCUGGUGCUGCGAUGGAUUGGACAGCGCAGGCUCGAAGACGACGUCAUGUUGGCUGUGUGUCUCCCAGAGAGACCAGCGAGAGCGAAGCGGCAUGCAGCGAUGAUCCUGUCAGGCGUGAUGCUCUGUUGGCUUCAUGCCCAACGUCGUUUGGGCCACUGCAACGGGGCCUUACUUCCUCGUCCUCCCGUGGAAGGCAAAUGUCGUAUCAUGAGUCGCGAAGCGUUUUUGGAGGGAGCAUUUCGUUUCCACCGAAAGUAGUGGAUGCUGCUCGAAUAUUCGGACUUUGUUGUCGUGAAUCCACAUUUGUACGAUUGAGUCUCAACAGGAGACGUGGACAGAGUAUUUUUGAGGAUAGGAAUCACCCACGCGACUUCGCCCGAAAUCCCUCGCCUCCGAUGAACGACGCGGCUUUGGUUCUAAACUGCCCUUCAAACAUCCUCGGAACCCAAGACACGGGUUUUGCUCAACGCCCGAAAUCGAGGGCGAGAUGGGUAGCAGGAAUGGGCUUGACGGACAUUGAGGCGCAUGGAGCCGUUUUCCUCCCGUCAAAGGGUUUUGAGGGCGCCUGUGACCCCCGAAUGUCGGCCCCUAAAGCCCCUAAAACAAGCGCCCAGCAAGCCCGUUCCCGCAGCUCAGUUAGGGAUGACCUAGGCCAAGGACUCGCGGCCGACGCUUACAAAUUCAAAGCGCGGAACGCUGCCGAUUUGCUUCCAAUUCGACAUUUGUCAUACCGUGCGGGGCCUGCUCUCAGAGUACAUAACCCUCUCCGCUCCCUCUCCUCGCCUCGACCUCUGUUUCCCAUCCAGAUACUGUCUCAGACCGCAAAGCACCAAAGCACCAUGGCCGCCACCACAGUCCCCACCGUCCAAAAAGCCAUCCAGAUCUCCCGCACCGGCGGUCCCGAAGUCCUGGAGUACCAGACGUCCCUACCCGUCCCCACCCCCGGACCCGGAGAAGUCCUCAUAAAGAAUAGCCUCUCCGGCGUCAACUACAUCGACACAUAUUUCCGCACCGGCCUCUACCCGUCACCCAAGCCCGAAAUCCUCGGCCGCGAAGGAGCCGGCACCAUCGUCGCCCUUGGUUCGGGCCCAAGCCCGCAGCGAUUCAAGAUCGGUGAUCGCGUCGCGUGGCUGCAUACGGGCGGAUAUGCGGAGUACUCGGUCGCACCGGCGGAGAAGCGGGUGGUCAAGAUCCCCGACGGGGUGAGCGAUGAGCAGGCGCUGGCCGUGCUGCUCAGCGGCAUCACGACGCUCUCGUUGGUGAAAGAGGCGUAUCCCGUGCAAAAGGGGGAUUGGAUCUUGCUGCAUGCCGCGGCGGGAGGUGCCGGGUAUAUCAUGACCCAGAUGCUGAAGGACAUUGGGGCAAAAGUCAUCGGGACGGCGGGUGGUCCCGAGAAGGUGGAGUUGGUGAAGAGUUUGGGUGCGGAUGUGGUGAUCGAUUACAAGUCCCCCGAGGGCGCGAAUUGGCUGGAGAAAGUCAUGGAAGUUACCGGUGGUGAGGGUGUUGCCGCGGUCUUCGAUUCCGUGGGCAAGGAUACGUGGGAGAACAGCAUCAAGGCGGUCAAGCGCAAGGGAACGAUGGUGUUCUUUGGAAACGCUAGUGGCCCUGUGCCGCCGUUGAACAUUCAGCUCCUCUCCGCGAAGAAUAUCAAGAUGCUCCGCACCACUUUGUUCAAUUACAUCGCAACCCAAGAAGAAUUCGAUUACUAUACCACCGAGCUCUUCGAUAUGGUUAAAUCGGGAAAGCUAAAGACUCGAGUUCACAAGGUCUAUCCGCUGGAGCAAGCUGCUCAGGCACAUAUCGACCUGGAAGGUAGAAAAACAACUGGGAAAUUACUUUUGAAGCCUUGA